AUGCAAAUUACUAGCAGUAUUAAAAAUCUACAGAAGGAAAACCUUAAACUAAAGGGAGAGAUUUCAGCUGUAAAUAGCGAACUCCAGAAGCUGAAAUCGAUCAUCGUGCAACAACGACUUCAAGCGGACAUCGAGCAGGUUGGAGACGCUGCAACAAGAUAUGGAAACAGUGUCCAAAAGAGUGUUGAUUUCUUAUGUGAGGACCAUCAUAUGACGAAAAACUUUCGAGAGGAAAUGUCGAAAGAACUUGACAAUCUAAGCCGUAAGCUUGAAGCGAUUUCUACAAGAGUUGACAGUUUGGAUGCCGCCAUUGAUGACUUACUGAAGUACAGCUUUCAGUAUAACGUCAAAAUUAUUGGCUUUCCUGAACAGGAUGAACACGAGUCUUCUGAAACCACCACGCAGUUGUGUUUAAAGCUUUUCCAUGCUAUCGGAGCCGAGGGAGUGACGAAAAACGACAUUGAUAUCGCUCAUAGAGUGAAUAGCCGAAGGGCUGACCGCCAUUACCCAAGACCUAUUGUGUGCAAGUUUAUAAGACGACUGGCCAAAGAAGAAGUCACGGCUCAUCGUAAUGAAACUUCCAACUUAAACCCUGAUGAUCUGGAUUUAUCUGCUGAUUUUCAUACGAGAAAUAUCCGAAUUCAUGAACACCUGAUCCCGAAAUUACAGCAACUUCUUAGCGAGACAAACAAAUUUAAAUCAACACAUCAAUUCCAGUACGUCUGGGUGAAGAACUCUGAGAUUCUGGCUCGUAAAUCUAGUAGUUCUCAGGUCUUCAAAUUAAAACGCAUGGCCGAUCUUGACAAUCUGAAACAAAGCUUGGUCAGUAAUCCAACUCAGGAUUAA
Molecule: messenger RNA, 846 nt
Organism: Pocillopora meandrina
Lineage: Eukaryota; Metazoa; Cnidaria; Anthozoa; Scleractinia; Pocilloporidae
Source: the annotation of a GenBank genome assembly